AUGGUGAAAAAUUUACUAAUACUUUUCGUUUGUGUUGCUGUCGCGUCAUGUCAAGUACAAAACCAUCGAUAUACCAAUGACCAAUCGAACGACCGAAUAUAUUUCUACGAUGGAGAGUAUAAUGCGCCAAAUUAUAGCUCAAAACAAAGAAACGCGGAAGCCAAUAUUUACAGAUCCGCCUAUCAAGAUAUUAACCCGCUGAGCGCACAAAAUGAUAAUAAUAUUCUCGCAGGCGAGUUACGUUCCCGUUUUUCGGAGCCGAAUAUUUUGCCCAAUGUUGAACCGCAGAAGGAAUUACUUAAGAACGUCAGUCAUGGUGUUUCGGAUUUGGGAAUUCAGCUAUUGAAGAGUGCAGUCCAACUACAGGCUGGCAACAUCAUGAUGUCUCCAACUUCUAUAGCCACCCUUCUAGCUCUUCUACAGCAAGGAACAAACGGCGGUGCUCAAGAACAAAUUACCAACGCGCUACACAUGGCUCCAGAAAUAACUGCGCCCAUAUAUAGACGACUUACUAUUGAUAUGAGGAAACGCAACUCUCGAAAUAUACUUACUGUAGCGAACAACGUAGUAGUUGCCGAUUCAUUCGACCUAGAUCCAGCAUUCAAGACCACUGCUAUUCGAAAUUUUGGUAGCGAAGUAACGCCGAUGAAUUUUGCUAGAUCCGCGGAAGCUUCAAAGAAAAUUAAUAAAUGGGUAGCAGACAACACUAACAAUAGAAUUACUGAUAUGCUUCCACCCGAUGUUUUCAACCCUAACACUCAGUUAGUAUUGGUCAAUGUUGUGUACUUUAAAGGACUAUGGGAAACCAAAUUUAAACCAGAGUCUACGAUUCCCCGAAAAUUCUAUUUGAAAAACGGUCAAACGGUUACAGUGCCAUUCAUGAGAAUGCAACAAUCCUUUAAAUUUGGACGAGACUCUAAAACCAAUUCCGUAGUUACCAUCUUACCUUUUGAAAGAUAUCAAUAUUCCUUAGUUCUCAUAAUGCCCAAUGAAGACUCCAAUACUGAACAGCUUCUCAGCAGGAUCACUGAUGACGAUGUCGUUAACUACCACGAUUUGAAUUCUGCUGAAAUACACAUUGAGAUUCCGAAAUUUACGAUGAAGUCAGACACUAAUCUCCAACCAGUUUUAAAGAAGAUGGGAGUAAAAAAUAUAUUCAAUACGCAAACUGAGUUAGCUGGCAUCGGAGUGUACCGGACCUAUCCGCCUCAAAUAUCUGACGCGCUUCAUUCGGGAUACUUAUCCAUAGAUGAGCAGGGAGUAACAGCAGCUGGCGCGUCAGCCUUUGCAGCUGUUGCAUUGUCUCUGGACGACAUUCAGCCAACGUUUAGAGCUAACAGGCCGUUUGUAGCUAUACUAUGGGAUACACAGUUUGCUAUACCGUUGUUUAUGGCGAGGAUAGAUGAUCCAUCGGUUUUAAUAUAA
Molecule: messenger RNA, 1425 nt
Organism: Leptosia nina
Lineage: Eukaryota; Metazoa; Arthropoda; Insecta; Lepidoptera; Pieridae
Source: the annotation of a GenBank genome assembly